CUCACUGAACCCUGUGCUGCUGCAGCUACUAAUAGCUGCUGUCACAUUUGCUAUUAUCAUCUGUUCCCAUGGAUGGAAAACCUAACAUGCCUUAAUACGUUUCUCUUCUCCUUUAUGGAUUACUGGUAAGAAGAUGGAUAUAUUAGCUUAACAUUUACCAGCAAAUAAGCAAGCAGUGGCAGAACAUUUGUUCCACAAGUCAGAGAGAGUCCUUCAAGAUGUGAAACAUUUCAUUCUAUGGAUCAGUCAGCAGGGUCCUGGGAUCAGUAAUGAACACGCAGGAGGGCGCUGUCUGCAGGUGCUGCUCAUCCCUAGGCUAGACAUGUGUAAGAAGAGGAAAGACGUAUUAGAACAUUUGUGGCGUCAAGGUUUCUGCACAUAAUGAAUGUUUCCAUGGGAGAAAAACUGAACAGGGUCAGGAUGAGCAUCAUCUAAAGGCUGCUGAAAAUUCUUUUACCUUCUCAGUGAGAAAGAUGAAUUUUACAAACUGCACAGCAGAAACAAUAUCACAUAAAUCCAAGACGGUAACUGAAAAGAUGCUGAUCUCCUUAACGUUGGCUGUGAUCACAACCCUGACUACACUGUUAAACUCUGCUGUCAUCAUUGCAAUUUGCACAACCAAGAAAUUGCACCAACCUGCAAAUUAUUUAAUAUGUUCCCUGGCCGUUACAGAUUUUCUUGUCGCCAUUCUAGUUAUGCCUUUAAGCAUUGCCUAUAUAGUUACGGACACUUGGAACCUUGGUUAUGUCAUUUGUGAAAUAUGGCUUAGCGUUGACAUGACGUGCUGUACUUGUUCCAUCCUUCACCUUUGUGUCAUUGCCCUUGACCGAUAUUGGGCAAUUACAGAUGCUAUUGAAUAUGCCAGAAAACGAACAGUGAAACGGGCUGGAAUUAUGAUCCUUACCGUAUGGACAAUUUCGGUCUUUAUUUCCAUUCCACCCUUAUUCUGGAGAAAUCAUCACAACAUAAGUAAUGAAAAUAGUUGUAUAAUUCAACAUGACCAUGUUAUCUAUACAAUUUACUCGACAUUUGGGGCAUUUUAUAUCCCUUUGACUUUAAUACUUAUUUUGUACUAUAGAAUCUACCAUGCUGCAAAGAGCCUUUACCAAAAACGAGGAUCAAGUCGACACUUAAGCAACAGAAGUAAUGACAGCCAAAACUCAUAUGCCCAUUGUAAGCUUACACAGACAUUCUGUGUGUCAGAAUUCUCCACCUCUGACCCUACCAUGGAAUUUGAGAAGAUCAAUGCAUGUGUAAGGACCCCACCUUAUGACAAUGACAUUGACCUUAUUGGAGAUCGUCAACAACAGAUCUCUAGUUCAAGAGAGAGAAAAGCCGCUCGGAUCUUAGGACUUAUUUUGGGAGCUUUCAUGAUGAGUUGGUUUCCCUUUUUCGUCAAGGAACUUAUUGUUGGACUAAAUCUUUCCACUGUGUCUCCAGAAGUGGCUGACUUUCUAACAUGGUUGGGCUAUGUUAAUUCCUUAAUUAAUCCACUUCUCUACACUAGCUUCAAUGAUGAUUUUAAGAUAGCCUUUAAAAAACUUAUCAGGUGCAAAGAGCACACAUAAAGUAUCCCAGGCAUGACAACUGACUGUGUACUAAGCCUUAAAGGUGAGAACAUUCCAUAUGAUACCAGAUCAUUUUAUGAAUCACAGAAUUAUGAAAUUAUGUUUUAUUUCUUCUGGCUUGGUGUUUUCUUUAUGUCCAGUCAUGUAAUGCAGUCU
This is a messenger RNA of Hyla sarda, 1724 nucleotides long. RefSeq names its product 5-hydroxytryptamine receptor 1E (gene HTR1E). Gene Ontology annotation, cellular component: dendrite; membrane. Gene Ontology annotation, molecular function: G protein-coupled serotonin receptor activity; neurotransmitter receptor activity. The coding region runs from base 474 to 1568 and encodes 364 amino acids. Gene Ontology annotation, biological process: G protein-coupled receptor signaling pathway, coupled to cyclic nucleotide second messenger; chemical synaptic transmission. The transcript is spliced from 2 exons. NCBI's taxonomy places the organism in Eukaryota, Metazoa, Chordata, Amphibia, Anura, Hylidae. The record is from RefSeq and is a predicted model, not a curated record.